Molecule: messenger RNA, 1182 nt
Organism: Austrofundulus limnaeus
Lineage: Eukaryota; Metazoa; Chordata; Actinopteri; Cyprinodontiformes; Rivulidae
Gene: mettl9
Product: methyltransferase 9, His-X-His N1-histidine
Molecular function (GO): protein-L-histidine N-pros-methyltransferase activity
Source: RefSeq, a predicted model, not a curated record
UGGUACCAGUGCUGCCCAGAUUCACUAGGAGAACCUAUGCGAGCUCUUUUCAUCCAGAGCCACCUGGACUCGGACACCAGGGCUUUUCUCCAGCACAGUAAAACAAAGUCAGGCUGGCUGUUCACGCAGCUCUACCACUCUCUGGUCUCCACCAUCCUCAGCCCCCUGGUGUCGCGGACCUCCAUCAAUGGGUUUCUGGGUCGGGGAGCAAUGUUUGUGUUUUCUACAGAGCAGUUCCAGCAGUUGCUCCGGGUCGGGUCAGACUGGAGGGCAGAGAGACUUCUGGACCUCGGUGCUGGGGAUGGAGGGGUCACAGAGGUGAUGGGAGUCCAUUUCAGACAGAUCUUUGUAACUGAAGUCUCGUUACCCAUGAGGUGGAGCCUGCAGAGGAAGAACUACACGUUGCUGGGAAUAGAUGAGUGGCAGAACACUGGUUUCCAGUACGACGUGAUCAGCUGUUUGAACCUGUUGGACCGCUGCGAUGAUCCUCUGCACCUCCUGCAGGACAUUAAGAGAUCCUUAGUCCCGAAGACGGGGAGGCUGGUCCUGGCUGCUGUGCUUCCCUUCCAGCCAUGGGUGGAAAUCGGAGGAAGAUGGGAGCGUCCAAAAACACAUCUAAAAGUCUCAGGGAACACGUGGGAGGAGCAAGUGACCUCCAUGUCCAACAAUGUUUUCCACCGGGUCGGCUUCCAGGUGGAGGCUGUGACCCGUUUGCCAUACCUGUGUGAAGGAGACAUGUAUAACGAUUAUUAUGUUCUUGAUGAUGCUGUUUUUGUUCUCAAGGCCUCUGAUGAAGAGGRCGGUUCAGCUCCGUAAGUCUGGAGUGUCUCUGGAUUCCUCCAAGGUGGUUGGUUGAUGCAUCACUUCUAAAGGUCUGACUUGUUUAGAAAUGGUGACUCGGGUAUUAAGGUCGUGUACUGUAGUUUGAAUAUUUUUGAAUGUUUUGUAUCUUUUAUUACCUCCGUUUUUUUAUGAAAAAAUGUAAUGAGAAAGGUGAAACUGACUGGUGCUUUUAAAAUUUGCCACUAACUAUUGUAUGAAAACCCUYACUUGUGUUUACUGUGUGAAUUUAACUGGUGAGAUUAUCUUUAUUGAUGAAAGUAAAACUUACCGUAUUUAUUCAAGUAUAAUACGUAAAAUUUAAUCCAUAAAAUCAUCCAUAAAGUUGGGGGGUAGUAUUAU